AUGCUUCGACGACCCGCAGGGAAUAAGCUGGGGCUCCUCGGUUUCCGGUCGCUCGUAUACUGCAACCCAAUUUCGACAUACCCACAUGCCGUCCUUCCCCGAUUUCAGAGUGACUGGCGUCGCAAACAUGAAGCCGAUUCCGAUGAACACCGGGAUAACUCAGUGCACCCGAAUGCUGAGCGCGAACAAUCGCGCGACUUGAGAGAUUUUGAAAAACAAAGACGUGAGAGAAUCAGGUUUCCAUUGGAGGUGGAUUCCCUCGGAAAGCCAGGGGAGAUUGUUGUCAUGCCCUCACUAGGUCGCAAACGCCGCCGAAGAAAGCCUGGAAAUGAACUCGAAGCCACCAAUGAAACUCGUGAUACUAUCAGCUCCAUAUUGGGUGAUCUUGAUGAUGAGAAGUCAUUGCCCAGCGAAACCUCAAUCCAGCAAAGAAUCGAAGAAAUGCGUGGAUCAUACCAAAUGGGCGAGACGAUUCCUGAUCUUGUCUUUGAACAAUUGCGGACACAAUUGGCGGCCUCUUUCACAUUCAAGCAACUGUCGGAUUACAUUGCGGAAUACGACCGUAAUACUACGGUGGACGACAAAGGCUGGACAUGGGGCCCGAGUCAGGGCAAAGGACCCGGAACGGCCGAAAAGCUCAAGGGAAAGGCCCUGCUUGCAGAAAUGAUCGCUCGGGAUCGUUGGCAGCUGGUCGUAGCUGCCGAGUUCGGUCGGCUUGAGUUUCACAUACCAGCUCGGCUGAUGUCCUUGCUUCGCCACGCCGGGCAUUUCUCCUUCCAUGAACUAGCUAGUCUCCAUGGCUGUGGCAUUGACAUCACACACAAGACUGGCUUGGUUGCACUUACUGGUAAACGAGGUGAAUGCGAGCAUGUCCGCGAGAUUAUCAUGGAUGCCACUGCCAGAGCCUGCGAGGAUGCUGUCGGAAUCUACUCAUAUACCGACUCAGAGAGCACUAGUCAGAUAUUUACAGCGGACUUCUUACAAUGGGUCAACAAAACCUACGGGGUAUUUGUGGAACGCAGACCUCACAAAAUUCCAGAAAAGAUACUUUAUCUAGCUGAGAACAAGCUGGGAGCUGAAAAUGCUCGGAGGACCUUGAACUUGGCCUUGUCCAACACCACAUCUCUAUCGACGCCCUUUUCCACCUACCUGCCCUCUUCGGAACUUGCCAGUAUCUAUCACCACACCCCGGGAGCUCAUGCUUCGUGGUUUGAGAAGCAAAAUCCAUGGUUCCGAUGGGCCAUGUCUUCCAGUCAACAUGAAAAGGCAGAGGCACAGGAAACACCUUUCUUCGACAAGCAUCAAACACGACUCUCCGAUGAGCUGCUGAGACUUCUCCGAGUUGAUGGUUCGAAAGCCGGUCUAGCCGCCGGCCUACAUGAAUCUGUGACUGCUGUGGUCGGGAAAUGCCUGUUCAUGGAGGAGUCCUCCUUCGAAGCUCCAGCUGUCAGCCCGGCACAGUUGGGGGCCUUGUCUCUUCCACGGAUAUUCACAACUGACACGCCUUGGGUGUCUCGUUUUAUCGAAAAACUCUCACCUAUCACCGCCAAUGACGAAGUAAAGGUAUAUCGACUACGCUUGUCUCCAACUUCCAACGCUGGAUCCCUUCCAGAACUCGAGUUUGAGGUCUCCAUGAAUCCGUCUUUGAAAUAUGUGGAUUUCCGCACCCUGAAGGCCAUCAAGAGCACCAACAGCGUUGAUUAUCUGCUCCCGGAAAACGGGUUGGACCUUCGUUUCACACGAACUGUUUCUCAGGACCUUUUACUCAAGCCAUCAUCCCCUCCAGAGCACAUGCAAGGCUUAUCCGAACAACUUUCGCAUGAACAUUCUCUUUCACCAGAGAUCCAAGCUAUGCUUCAGAGCCUCAGAGACUCUGUCCAGAGUACCUUUGUCAGCGGCGAGACUUCGCAGUGGCAUGUACCAGCUCCUACGUUCUGCAACGUCUCUCUUCCCCGUGAACUGAUCCAACAACCUACCUCCCGAAAGGUGAAACUCGUUGAGUCAGGUGAACCAACCUCAGAGAACAGUGUCACUGUUGAAUACAUGUUCCAGCCGCUCAACGAUGUUCGAGGCGCUCUGGUUCGAACCUAUGACUUUGAUGGGCGACCACUUGAUUAUCGGUACUACGCCAGCGGUCCUUUCCUUGCUAGCCGGACGAACGAGGUGUCUCUUGGCAUGGACAUCCCCCAAGCUGACUCGGCUGCUGGAAGUGACCAGUCCGAGUUGCUUGAGCACGAGUUCCAUUCAUUCUAUAACGCAGCAUGCGACAUGGCCUUCCAAAUCCACGGUGGCAGAGAUGUGGAUUGA
Penicillium bovifimosum is the source of this 2307-nucleotide messenger RNA. RefSeq names its product putative respiratory complex assembly protein Rmp1. Lineage: Eukaryota; Fungi; Ascomycota; Eurotiomycetes; Eurotiales; Aspergillaceae. The record is from RefSeq and is a predicted model, not a curated record. Bases 1 to 2307 code for a protein of 768 amino acids. The transcript has a single exon.